Sphaeramia orbicularis (orbiculate cardinalfish) is the source of this 3600-nucleotide messenger RNA. Its product is annotated as ankyrin repeat and SOCS box protein 2-like. Gene Ontology annotation, molecular function: protein binding. The record is from RefSeq and is a predicted model, not a curated record. Gene Ontology annotation, biological process: intracellular signal transduction. NCBI's taxonomy places the organism in Eukaryota, Metazoa, Chordata, Actinopteri, Kurtiformes, Apogonidae. The transcript is spliced from 10 exons. The coding region runs from base 198 to 2312 and encodes 704 amino acids.
UGUAAUGCAGGUCAGGUGUUAAAAAUAACCAUUAAGUAACACCCCGCCCCCAAUACCAUGUGCAACCUCAUUUACCGACCGACAACAGCAGACACACAACAGACACGCAACGUUUCAACACAUGGAGUUACAAAACACAAAAUUUUAAAGACAAGCAGAAACAUCUCCAACCUCUGACUUUCACCCCUCUUGUCGUCAUGGCGGCGGCUCAUAUCUCCCGAUCAGGUUCAACUCUUGGACUCGAAGACUAUUCUCUUUACAGUAACUUCAGCGAUGAUGAGCUGUUGCAGCUCGCCAUCGAACGCAGUCUCACCGAGUCCCAGUGCACGCCUGCACAGCAAGACAACUACAGCAGCCUGAACCGUCCUGCACCGAAACACAUCUCCCAGAAUCCACCUGCAAACCUCAGCUCCCAGAAUCCACCUGUAAUCCACAGCUGCCAGAAUCCCCCUGUAAGACACAGUUCACAUAAUCCACCUCCAAGCGGCAGUUCAAAUACUUCACUUGAACCACAAACCACCGCUCACUACAGUUCUCCAAACCCUCCGAGUCAAAAGCCUCCAGAUCCGAAGACCUUCAAAGGGACAAUCAGUCGCUUCAUGACAGGCUCUGGGAAGCGAAUGGUAGCAUAUCGAGCACCUGAUGGCAGUCUGGUCCACAUCGGUCCGGAACCUGACGAGGAGGAGGAGCCUCUCUUCAAGUCCAUUCGACUGGGAGAAGUGAGCAGAGUCAAAGCCUUGGCGUCACGUCCAGGUACAAACCUCAUGCUGCCCAGUAGACCGGGCUGGCUCGCCAUCCACCAGGCGGCGUGGUUCGGCCAGGAGGCGUGUCUGAGGGUGCUGCUGUCAGCUCAGCCUGGGAUGAUCAACAAACGAACAGCACAAGGUCAGACACCGCUGCUGAUCGCCGCCAGCAGAGAUCACCUGAGCUGUGUUCAGGUGUUGCUGCAAAACGGAGCGGAUCCUGAAAUCAUGAAUUAUGAAAAAGAAACUCCACUCUAUAAAGCCUGUGAGAAGAUCAACGCUGCGACUGUGGCUGUGCUUUUGAACCAUGGAGCACAGGUGAACACUCACUGUAUCCAGGGUUGGACAGCCCUGCAGGAAGCUGUGGGUCGGAAUAGUGUGGAAAUCUGUGAAAUGCUGUUGAAGGCUGGAGCUAAACACAACCUGACCAACAUGUAUGGCAUCACCCCUCUGUUCACUGCUGCUCAAAGUGGGCAGAUUGCAACGCUGCGCUUACUCCUCAAACACGGUGCAGAUAUUAACUCUCAGGCUGCUGAUGGAGCUACAGCAUUGUAUGAAGCUGCUAAAAAUGGACAUGAGGGCAUUGUGGAGCUCCUCGUCUCACAAAAUGCAGAUGCCAACAAACCUGGAAAAACCGGAUUAUUGCCGCUUCACAUUGCAGCCCAGAGAGGAAGUGAAACCAUCGUGUCUCUGCUGAUGCCCGUUACCAGUAAGGCCCGAGUCCGCCGGACCGGUAUCAGCCCACUACACCUGGCAGCUGAACGUAACCGUGACGAAAUCUUGGAGAUGCUGAUCAAAGCAGGCUUCGAUGUGAAUGCUCAGCUGUCUGAAGAACGCACUAAACUGUAUGAGGACCGUCGCAGUACAGCCCUCUACUUCUCCGUCAUCAACAACAACAUUGAUGCUGUUGAGAUGCUCCUGCAGGCUGGCGCCGAUCCAAACCUGGAUGUGUUCAGGCCGCUGAUGGUAGCAGCGAGGCAUGGCUGCAUCAAGACCGUCACACUGUUGGUAGAGCACGGUGCAGACAUCAACGCUUCCAUCCCCACCCACCCCACUACCUUCCCUGCUGUGUACAUGUUCUCCAUGAAGUACCUGCCCAUGUUCAAAUACUUUCUGGACCAUGGGGGCCAAGCCAUGCCCUGCUUCAGCUGCAUCUACGGCACUGGGCCACAUCCACCAAUCAAAACCCAGCGAUCAGAGAGAGAAAGCCGCAACUUCGACAGAGAUGAGUCAGAGUUCGACCACAAGAGACCUGUUCAGUUCUGUGAGAUGAUCUCUGCCCCCAGCAUAUGCCGGUGGGCUGGGCCAAUCAUCGAUGUCUUGCUGGACUACGUAGGUAAUGUAACACUGUGUUCCAGACUAAUGGAGCACCUGGAUAGCUACUCUGGAUGGAGCAUCAUCAAGGAUAAGGCAGCGCCUCCUCGACCGCUGAUGCAGUUGUGUCGGCUUCAGAUCCUGAAUCUGGUCGGAUAUCGCCGGCUGAAGAGGCUUCCACUGCCUGGAGGUCUGAUCCGAUUCCUCCAACACAAGGAGUUUCUGGAGGAUGACCAGUCUGACUCAUUAUUUUAAUACUGAUAGGUUUUUAAAAGCUGAUGGACAUGCAGAUGUGGGAGAAACUAUUCAAAUAAUAGAAAUCAGCACAUGGACUCAGAACUGUUUAAUGCAUUGAUAAUAAUAGUCUUAGUAAGAGGUCGACUGAUUAGUCAUUUUAGGCACAUGUGGAUGGGUCAAACUGCAUCUGUUAACUCUUCUUUUGUCACUUUCACUGGACUUGAAAUGCUCUUGACGUGUUAUGAUCUUUUUAUUUUAGGACUGUUUUAACUCAGUCAUCUUCAGUGUGUGAGCAAUUCAGACUUAGAUUGCCUGUAGAUUUGACAAAAUAAGGCUGUAUUUGCAAAUUUUAAGGUUAUUUAGUUUAGUCUCUAGGUAGUCUGUUUAUUCUCUACACUCACUCGCCUUAAAAAUCACCUCCUUCUGUUGUAUCCUCCUCCUACUGGGGUGGAUUCAUCUGAUAGGUGAAUUAACAUUUAUUUCAUCACCAUGCUAGGUGGUGAAUGAGUUUUUAUUCAGUGUCAGAUGAUGAACUCACAUGGUUCAUUUUCUUUUUUUUUUUUUUUUUUAAGUCCAAUCCCACAGUAUCAUGUUCUCUGGAAAUAACUUAACUUCUUAAUGUAGUGAAUAAUGAGUGUUUUGUAUUUAUUGUACAGUACCGAGAUUUUGUAUUGUGCGUGAAAGCUAGAAUGUAGUCAUUUGGAAAGAAAAGACAGCGCUCAGACUAAUCAGAGUUAAAUAGGUGGAUAUAAUAUUAAGAGAAAUACCUUAAAUCUACUUCAAAUACUGGUAUGAAUAUCUUUCUCUUAAAUUUACUUUCAUUCAUACAAGGUUAGUGUUUUCAAUGUGGUUGCAUUUGCCCCUGUUUAUAUGUAAAAUGUGGUUUAUUUCAAAAGUUGUGUAAGUUUGACUUUUUGCAAAUAUGAUGAAGGUCGUGGCAAAUAAUAUGAGCAGAUAUGGUCCGAAAAUUUCUAAGAUAACAGGUUAUCAUAGCAAAUUGCUAUCAGACAUCAAUGAAUUGUCCUCCAUUUAUAAGUUGUGGUAAUAUUGAUAUCAGCUUUUUCUUACAAACUAUGGUAAAUGAGCCUUUAAAAAGCUGUUAUCAGUCGACCUGUUGUAUUAAUAAUGACACAUUGUUUGUUCUGUUAUGUGAAACCUUAGUUGUCACUUUCUUGUGUUAUUUAUUUUCAUCAAAUUCAGUGAUGUUGCAGCACAUCUUGAGGCUAUUCAGGUAAAUCUGUAAAUACUGUUUGGCUUGGAUAUUCCUGCACAGAUAUCUCACACUUCUUCUUAAGUCAAAUAAAAA